AUGUCGAGCAAUGUUCAUAAUUUGAAAAAGGAGUAUUUACGGACCAAUUUAAAACAGUCGUCGAAAUCAUCCCUGUAUCGGAAGCGCCGUCGCUAUCUUGAAGAGGUAGAGAGAGAACUUCUGGAAGAAUUCGAUGCAUUGGAGGCUUCCGGUUCUGUUUCGGUGCCGGCAUCAGCGGGCAUGAGCUUUGAUACUAACUUUACUAACGAUAUGAAUGCUAAUGAUAUUAGUACUAACGAUAUUAUUACUAAUGAAGCAAACAUUGAUGAAGAAGAACCAAUUGAAAGUGCUGAUAAUUUUUGGAGGGAUGCUUAUAGCUUCCUCAAUAGUUUUGAAUCUUUGAAAGAUGCUUUAAAAUAUUUGGCAAUUGUAGGGCAUCUUUCCCGAAACUUUCUCAACUUGCUGCUGGCAAUUUUAAGAAAGUUUGGUCACCCUGAGCUUCCGAAGGAUGCACGUACGUUGCUAAAGAUACCAAAAGUAAGCAACGAAAUUCAAAACAUUACAAGGGGUCGAUUAUGGUAUCCUGGGAUUGAGGUUGCUCUUAGAAAUUUGUUUAAGGAUACCAAUCCGGAAGCAACUAAGUUCAGCCUCCAAAUUUCAAUCGAUGGUCUUCCUCUCUUCAGGAGCAGUCCCACUGAAUUUUGGCCUAUUCUUUUUAAAAUCGAUGAAAUUCUCGAUUGUCCAGUUAUGGUUGCAGGUAUAUACAGCGGCCAAAAUAAACCUACAAAUUUGGAGCAAUUUCUUCGGCCAUUAGUGGACGAUUUAAAUGCAUUAAAUUCAACAGGGGUGCAAUUUGGUGAUCAAACAAUUCCUGUUUGCGUGAAGGGUUUUAUCACCGAUUCGCCAGCGCGGGCUUUAAUAAAAUCUGUGUUAGGAUUUCAGGGGAAACACGGAUGCACGAAGUGCACUAUCGUUGGAGAGCGUGUGGAGUCAUUGCAUAAGGUAGUUUUUGAUUAUGCUCUAGCUCCACCGCGCACGGAUGCCAGUUUUCGCGCAAGAGACGAUCGAGAACAUCACAAAUCUAAACGUUCACCAUUGGAAGAGGUUAUUGGUUUAGAUAUGAUUAAAAGUUUUCCAGUAGCUGAUCGGUGUCACCUGAUUGAUUUGGGCGGCACUCGUAAAUUCUUAGCAGGCUUAGAUGACCAUAGAAUGGCCUCUUUUGAUCGGUGGAGCGCUGAUCAAAAGAAAACAUAUCACACUUUUUGAUUAAAACCAAACUUCCUGCUGAAAUACACCGACUAUUCCGAUCUCUUAUAA
This is a messenger RNA of Anopheles marshallii, 1257 nucleotides long. RefSeq lists its product as uncharacterized. The record is from RefSeq and is a predicted model, not a curated record. Lineage: Eukaryota; Metazoa; Arthropoda; Insecta; Diptera; Culicidae.